AUGAAUCAGAUCAUUCCAUACUGUCGAAGACUCGGUCAGAAUGAAGCACCAAAUAACGUCUCACAUAUUUCACACAAUAAUGUAAACAAUAUCAUUAGUUUUCAUGAAUUGUAUAAACAAGGUAUAACAAGUGCACAAUUACUUGACUGGUCAGCACCAAUUGAUGUUGCUGAAAAAUAUGAAAUGACAGGUGCAGAUUCAACAGAGAGUUUUUACAAUUGUUCUUCGCCUUGGUUUGGUUCAAAAUGUCAGUACAGAUUCGACAAUAUACUCAGAUUAUCAUUUAGUGAUAUUGUUCGACUAGAAUUUUCCACUCGCUCUUCUCAUUUGAUGCAACUGGAAUAUCUCAAUGUUACAUGUUACUCUUUUCUAAAUAAUUGUAUCAGUAAUGCACCAAUAACGUGUCUUGACUGGCGUCACAUUUGUGAUGGAAAAUUUGAUUGUAUUAAUGGAAAGGACGAAGAAGGUUGUCAAAUAUUGGAAACAAAUGAGUGUUCUAAUGAUACAUAUCGAUGUCAUUUUGGUGGACAGUGUAUUCCAUUGGCAUUUGUACGAGAUGGACCUAACACUGCUGAUUGCCUUGACGGUACUGAUGAGAUACAUUUGCAUGAAGAAAGCAUUUAUCGUUUCAAUAGUCAAUGCUUUAGGAUCCCAACAUUUCGAUGCGAAGAACGUACUGGACCAUAUCAACGCUCUUUUCCAUGUGGGGAUGGUCAAUAUUAUCUUGCUGAUAUUAUACAAACUGUAUUUUCUUGCGCCAACUUUCGACAGUGGUUAGAACAUAAAUAUCGAAUGCUAGUUGAGGGUCCAAUUCUAUAUAACAUUUCAGAAAAAAUAUUCCAGUCAACAUUGGCAUCGAGUAUGCUGUAUCUACAGCCAAUAUUAAAUAAUACAGAGUCAAUGUUUAGUAUAAUAUCAUGUGUAGCUACAAGCAAAAAAUGUUUAUCGAAAUGGAUUUUUAAGGCUAAAUUAUUCAACACUUUCUGGAAAUUCCACUUUGUUUACUUACCUUAUCGAUUAGUGAAUGAUUUAAUCACCCUAAAAUAUCCUGAUUUUAUUUGCUUCCAUGUUCAAGACUGUCCGGCAUCCACCAAUUGUGUCAUAGAAAUAGGAUUAGAUAAUGGACUAGUUUGCUGUCCUUCUUCGAAAUUACUGAGCACAUCAUUUAUUGGCAACAGCGAUCUGUCUGGCGCUAUAGAAAAUCUAUUUUUCCGUUGCUCUACAACGGGUGUAGAGCAAUCAUGUCCACAUCCAUCACUGUUUCAUUGUCCACUUUCAUUAAAGUGCAUUUCAAAACAUCGUCUGCUUGACGGCAUUUCUGAUUGCUAUUUUGGUGAAGAUGAAGCGUUUGAUUCGUGUCAUCUGAACGAUUCGCGACGAUUUAUUUGUGAAUCGGAGCCAAACAAAUGUUUAUCACCAAUAUUAUUGCAGAAUGGAAACAAAGAUUGUAAAAGUGGUGAAGAUGAAUUGACUGAAAAUCAACGUAAUAUGUUAAAAGGAGCUGUUCCAUUCGGUUUGUUAUGUAAUGGCAAAAAUGAUCAAUUAUUAUCAGAAUCUAAUGAUACCGAUGAAACAAAUUGUGAGUAUUGGCCAUGCAAUAAUAUUUAUACUCAAUGUGAUCAUGUUAAAGAUUGUGCUGAUGGCGUUGAUGAAUUAAAUUGUCCCAUUAUAAAAUGCGAAUCGUAUGAUGAUGAAGUACGUAACACGCUAUUGUCCGACAAAAUUUGUUUUUCAUUAAUGGCUUUAAUGGAAAAAUAUUUAAGUUGUGAUAUUCUUUACACAGAAUAUGCAACGUCUUUUAAUACUAUGAUUAACAACAACAAGACAAGUUUGUCAAGCAUCGAUUCAUGUAUACACACGCGCCAUAUAUGUCCCACACCUGAUCAAAUGUAUGGGAGUCAUGUACUAUUUUUUUCCGGACCCAGCUCGCUUUUCUUUCCAACAGUAGCGAAAUACUGGUUGUCACAAAUCGAAAAACAUAUUUGUCCUUUUACAAGAGAACCUUUCCACACACUUGAAAUCACAGAAUGGACUUUUAAAUUGUCUCAACUGGGAUAUUUUCCACCAAAAGUAACUAUGGUAUCUAAGCGAAAUAGUUUCAUAAUUAAAAACGAACCAUUGGUCAAUUUACAACCAAACUAUAAAUCAGUGUGGUAUUGUAAUCGAGGAAUUUCAAUUCAUUUUAAUGAUCAGAAUACAAAGAAAUGUUUGUGUCCACCAAGUUAUUUCGGUGAUCGAUGUCAAUGGCAAAACCAACGAAUAAGUUUAACACUUCAGUUAGUGUAUCGUACUGAUGCUUACAUUAUGGCUGCUUUUCAAGUGGUUCUCAUGCUUAUUGAUGAACAAAGUGAAAGCGUAUCAUAUCAUGAACAAAUCACGUUCGUACCAAAACGUGAUUGUGAAACAAAAUAUAAUAUUUACUUACUUUAUCCAAAUCAACCAAAAAAUUCUUCUACUAAUUAUUCGAUACAUAUUGACUUAUUCGAGAAAAUGACAUUAAACUAUUUGGGAAGUUGGCAUCUAUCCAUUCCAUUUCAAUUUCUGCCCGUUAAUCGAAUUGCUGCGCAACUAUUUAUUCCAAGUUCAAAAAUAAUUUCGAAAUCAUGUUCUUUAUUUUGUGGUAAACAUGGCCGAUGUGCAGAAUACAUGAACAAAAACUUCUCAUAUUUUUGUCAAUGUAAUGAAGGAUAUUCGGGUUCACAAUGUAAUAUUCAACACAAUUGUUCUUGUUCAUUGGAUUCAUAUUGUUUUACAUCGUCGAUUUGUGUUUGUCCACUCCACAAGUUUGGUUCAAUGUGUUAUUUAAAAAAUUCAAUUUGUCAAAUCCCCAAUAAAUCCUGUCAAAAUAAUGGAAUCUGCAUACCUCAUGAUGAUCGUACGGGUUUGAAUAACUUUACAUGUUUAUGUACGGAAGAUUUCUUCGGGACAAGAUGUGAGAAUGUCAAAAAUCGAAUUGAUAUUGCCUUUAAUGAUGAAAAUAUUGAUCUGAUGCCAAUUAUUUGGAUACAUUUUAUUACUUUAUCUGAAAAUGGUCGUCAUCAGCGUAGUACAGUAUUAAACAAGAUAAAAUUUGCACAAAAUGUAAUUAACACUUUUACGAUCGAUCCAUUUCAUGCUGUUUUUAUUGAAUUAGCUAAUCGAACCUAUUAUUUGAUUGUAUUAAGGGAAAGAUUUAUCGAAUCGGAAUAUAUUCAAACAAAAAUUUUAUCGAAUUACCGAUGUUCAUCUAUAUACGAAUUAAUGAAUAAUACGUUUUCAAAUUAUUCUUUGCUUCGUCGUGUUAAAUAUUAUCCUCAUUUAUGUCAACAAAAAGAACAAGUGAAGUGUUUCUAUGAUGAAAUAUACAUGUGUAUAUGUGAUGCUAAUCGAUUUUCCAAUUGUUUUACAUUCAAUCACACCAUAUCUCAUGAUUGUCAAGGAGAAAAUAUUUGUGAAAAUGAUGGUCUAUGCUUUCAAGAUACUGUUAAAUGUCCUCUUUUAUCGAUUUGUGUGUGUCCAGCAUGUUAUUAUGGUACAAAGUGUCAGUUUUCUACAAGAGGUUUUGCAUUAUCCCUUGAUUAUAUUCUCGGUUAUAAUAUUAAACCAAAUGUUUCAAUUUAUCGACAGCCAUUCGUUAUUAAAAUAAGUAUUGCCAUUGUAGUAGUUAUGUUUAUUUUAGGACUAGUCAGUGGAAUGUUAUCUAUCAUAACAUUUCAAAGGAAAAUAAUAAGAAAAAACGGUUGUAGUAUCUAUCUUCUUGUUUCAUCAUGGAAUUCCUUGUGUUUAACCAUUGUAUUGAUGAUCAAAUUUUGGCAAUUACUUUUAUCACAAAUUUCAAUUAUCACCAACCGAUUAUUUCUUACAUGGAAUUGUAUAUUAUUAGAUAUGACUCUCAAAGUUCUUGUAGCAUCAAAUGAUUGGUUUUAUGCGUGUAUUGCACUCGAACGAGUAUUUACCGUUAUCCAAGGUGUUAGUUUCAAUCAACUUAAAAGCAAGAAAGUAGCUAAAUGGAUAUUUCCAUGCAUAUUUCUAAUAACAAUUCUUACUCAUAUUCAAGAUCCUAUUCAUCGUCGUUUAAUUGAUGAUAUUGACGUUGAUGAAAAACGAACUUGGUGUUUAGCUCAGUAUUCUUCUGCAUUAAACACCUUCAAUAUGUUCAUUACGCUUUUUCAUUUUCUUGUUCCUUUCUCGGUGAAUAUAAUUUCUACUAUACUAACAAUUAAGCAGAUAGCCCGCUCUCGUUGGCAAACUCAAACUGCAAUACCGUUCAGCAUACAUCUACGACAACACUUUAAUCAACAUAAGCGUCAUCUAUUCGCAUCAUGUGCAUUAAUAUUAUUGGCUUUACCUCGUCUCGUCAUAUCAUUUAUCAGUGGAUGUAUGAAAUCACCAAGAAACCCAUGGUUAUAUCUCUUUGGUUAUUUUAUUUCUUUUACUCUAUCCAUGAUUACAUUUAUAGUAUUUAUAUUACCAUCAAAGCAAUACAAAGAUGAUUUUAUGACAGCUAUUCGACAUAUUAUUCAACGAUUUCAUAGGUGUCUCGGCAUAAAAAAAUCAUAA
This is a messenger RNA of Rotaria sp. Silwood2, 4539 nucleotides long. The record is from the annotation of a GenBank genome assembly. Lineage: Eukaryota; Metazoa; Rotifera; Eurotatoria; Philodinida; Philodinidae.